Abrus precatorius (Indian licorice) is the source of this 3634-nucleotide messenger RNA. RefSeq names its product peptidyl-prolyl cis-trans isomerase CYP95. The record is from RefSeq and is a predicted model, not a curated record. Gene Ontology annotation, biological process: protein peptidyl-prolyl isomerization. The transcript has 14 exons. Bases 1071 to 3212 code for a protein of 713 amino acids. Lineage: Eukaryota; Viridiplantae; Streptophyta; Magnoliopsida; Fabales; Fabaceae. Gene Ontology annotation, molecular function: peptidyl-prolyl cis-trans isomerase activity.
ACUGAAAAAAACCUUUCCGUGGUUCUCGACUCGGGUAAGAGCUUUAGGGUUCUUCAUCUAUACUGUUCCGUUCCGAGCAUGCAAAUCUUGCGCAACGUAUGUGUUUCCUCAUUAACUUCUCCACGUAAUUGUAGUUCAGCACUGAUCUAUCUAAAACUUUGUUCCUCUAAGGUUUUUCCGGAAUCUAACUAGGGUUUAACAUCUGCUACUUAAUUUGAUGAUUUGUACUAUUUCCGUGCCGUUUGUUUCAUCUUCGCUGGUUUGUCUUAAGCGUUUGCUUUUCUAUUAGCUAAUUGGUUUGAUUCCUUGUGUAAUGUUCCCUUUCCGAUCUGGAUUUCUCAACCCUUUCAAGGGUUUAGUUGAACUCGUUGCGGUUUGUUUUCGAGAUUUCACCAUCAACGGUCGGUGAUUGUUGCGAUGUGCUUGGAUUGGAUUUGAUGUUCGAGAUUGACAUGAACUGAACCGGUUUUUUAAUUUUUUUUGAAUUAUUAUUUCGUAUCGACUCUGCUGGAUUGGAUAGAGCACUGUUUGUCACUGCACUAACUUUGGGUGUGGAUAUCGACAAUUUCCUGUUGCCAUUGUUCGUUAGGGUUCUUGUUUGUCUGGUUUUUGAAUUUGGCAUGAAUUAGUAUUUGGAAAAUUUAUCUUGACUAGCUUGAAACUGCAGUUCUGUAUUUUUGGCGUGUAGCUGGAAUUAGAGUUUGUUUCCUGUUGAUAUAUUGUUAAUUAAGAUCCACUAAUAUUUGAGGGGUUUGUUUGAUAAUGCUUUGUUACUUCAGGUUAGUGGGCUAUGCUUUUUUAGAUUUUGACAAGUAAGACAAAGACCAUGACAAAGAAGAAGAAUCCCCUGGUUUUUAUGGACGUGUCCAUCGAUGGGGAUCCUGUUGAAAGGAUGGUCUUUGAGCUUUUCUUUGAUGUUGCUCCCAAGACUGCGGAAAACUUUCGUGCAUUAUGUACAGGAGAAAGAGGUGUCAGUCCAAAUACUGGAAAAUCACUACACUACAAGGGUUCUUUUUUCCAUCAGAUUAUAAAAGGUGCCAUUGUACAGGGUGGUGAUUUUGUCAAUCGAAAUGUUGUCCGAGUUGCCAGCCUUGUUCUUGCAUGUUUCCUGUGACAAUGGUACUGGUGGUGAAAGUAUUUAUGGUUCCAAGUUCCCUGAUGAGUCACCUAGGUUGAAGCAUGAUGCUUCAGGUCUUUUAUCAAUGGCAAUUGCAGACCGUGACACUGUUGGUUCUCAUUUUAUGAUCACUUUGAAAGCUGAUCAUCACCUUGACAGGAAGCAUGUAGUCUUUGGGAAGCUUGUGCAGGGACAUAAUGUUUUGAAGAAAAUUGAAGAAGUGGGUGAUGAAGAAGGGCAUCCAACUGUAACUGUUAAAAUCAUUAACUGUGGUGAAUAUAAUGAGGAUGGAAAGAAGGUAAAUAAGUCAAAAAUGGGAAGGGAUGGAUCUUCUGAAGCCAAUAGUCAUGAAACACGGAGAAAGGGAAAGCAUAAAAAAUCUUCCAAAGACCGAAGGAAGAGGAGAAGAUACUACUCAUCAGAUUCAGGGAGUUCUUCAGAUUCUGAUCUGGAAUCUUCAGAAACUGAUAGUGAUUCUGAGUCGGAUAUAUCCUCAUCAUCUUACAUAAGCUCCUCCAGUGAUGACAGGCGAAGGAAGAGAAAGAGAUCUAAGAAAGAUAAAUAUAGACGAGGAAAAAGAAGAGAUAAACGCCGCGACAAGAAGCGAAGGAGACGUGAUAAGAGAUCAAAGCGGAAAUCAAGAAGGGAAUCUGGCACUGAUUCGGAAAGUGAGAGUAACAGUGACAGUAGCUCUAAAGGUGAAAGUACUGAUGCCCAACGGAAAGGGCUGAAGCGUAAAGAUCAUUCUCAGAAAAAUGCUGAAAUUAAAUCUCCCUUGAUUGUUGGGAAAGAUGUACCUCCUGUGCAUCACAAAAAGGAGGAAGGGGGUAUCCUAGAGAACGAGGAAAAAUUGUCUAAGGAAAACGGAGAACGGCAUAGCAAUGGCAAUGGAGCUAACUAUAGAUCUGACGGAAGUGAAGAGAGGCACCCUGACGUGAUGGAUGAUCAUUCGGGCAAAUCUAGGAGUCGAAGUGCCAGUCCUAAGCGAACCAUGAGUAGGAGUAUGAGUAUUAGUCCCAGGAGGAGUGAGAGCAAGAGCCCAAGCAUUACUCCCAAAAGGAGAUUGAGCAAAGGUCCAAGCAUUAGUAGAAGCCCUCCUCCAUCACGGAGGAGUUUUAGUAGAAGUCCUGUAAGAAGCAUCAGCAGGAGUCCAAGCAGAAGCAUCAGUAGAAGUCCAGUGAGGGGCAGGAAGGGCAGAAGUGUCAGUAGAAGCCCUGUGAGAAGCCCCGUGAGAACUCGUUCUCUUAGAAGUGUCAGCAAGAGCCCUGUAAGAUCCCAUUCUCGAAGCCACUGGAGCAGGACUUCUCCCAGAGCAUCAUCACGAAAAACAAUCAGCAGAAGCCCUGCAAGAGUUUCAAGAAAGAGUGUAAGCCGUAGUCCAGUUAGAUCAUCCGCAAGAAGCUUAAGCAGAAGCUCUGGCAGGGUUCCUUCAAAGAGAAGCAUCAGCCGAAGUCCUGUCAGAGCACCAAGUAGAAGCAAUCGUCGCAGUUACUCCAGGAGUCCUAGCCCUGUUCGAAGGACAAGGACACCUCGUGGGAGGAGUGUGUCGAGGAGCGAUUCACCUGAUGCUUCACCAAAACGUAUCAGAAGGGGAAGAGGUUUCAGUGAACGGUACUCGUAUGCAAGAAGGUACAGAACCCCCUCUCGGUCUCCUGUGAGGUCAUAUCGUUACAAUGGAAGAAGUGACCGUGACAGGUAUUCUAGUUACAGAAGGUAUUCCCCUAGGCGAUACAGGAGCCCACCACUGCGUGGAAGAACUCCCCCAAGGUACCGAGGCAGGAGGAGCAGGACGCCAUCUGUUUCACGCAGCCCACGAUACCGACCUCGACGAUAUAGCCGAAGUCGGAGCCCAGUUCGCAGUCGUUCCCCAGUUGAACCAUAUCGAUCUCGCCCCUCUCCUCGUGUGGAGAGGCAUGCAUCUUCACGGAGCAGGAGUCCAUCAAAAUCUAGGUCCAGGUCUAGGUCUUCUGUGGAAUCACGAUCUCCACGGAAAGCAAGUAGAGAUAGCAGGUCAGGCUCAUCGUCCAGAAGCCCAGAUGGAAAGAAAGGCUUGGUCUCAUAUGGCGAUGGUUCUCCAUAUUCGGGCCAAAGAUGAAAUACUUUGUCCCAAGGGUUUUGGGUUUACUGUAACCUUUAAUGAGCCAGAGGAUUCAAUUUUUAACAGCACCAUCUGUUCGUGAAUGUCACUCUUUAUAGACCGCAAUGGAUGUUGAAAGAUUUAGAAUAAGUUAGACGGUACUUGGGACAUUAGGUUGCUGCCUUAGAUGUGGGGGGUUGUUGCGGUAUUUGUUGUUAGGAGAAGCAUUUGAGUUGAAUUUAUAAAAUUAUGGCUAGCUUUACUGUAUGGACUACUAGAUGAUAGCGCAGUGUCCGGUAGUGGAGUUCGGGAACACAUUCAUGCCUAAUUUACUAGGAUAUUUAGCUCAAGAUUCAAGAGGAUUGUAAAACGUCGGGGGUCUAUGUACUUCUCUUUACGCUUUUUUUUUUUAAUUAAAAACUUUUAAAAAACAUUAAGUG